Molecule: messenger RNA, 1509 nt
Organism: Orbicella faveolata
Lineage: Eukaryota; Metazoa; Cnidaria; Anthozoa; Scleractinia; Merulinidae
Product: prefoldin subunit 5-like
Biological process (GO): RNA polymerase II core complex assembly; RNA polymerase I assembly; RNA polymerase III assembly
Cellular component (GO): prefoldin complex; cytoplasm
Source: RefSeq, a predicted model, not a curated record
GGAAGCAAUUUGAUAGCCAGAUUCAUUCUACAGUCUCCACAUUUCCUUUGGGGAGCCGCUGCUGCUCUCCAGCUUCUCCGCAGUGUCUCGGCGCACAUUGCGCGGGAAUUGAGUGGAAACCUGGGCCUGAAACUCCUCCAAUUCAACAUGGCGGGCGAAACUGUGGAACUCAGCCAACUUCCAAUCCCACAUUUAGAAAAUCUGAGAUCUCAAUUAGAGGAGGAAGUGAAAAUACUCGGAGAUUCUAUGAGCCAGCUAAAAGUGGCCCAGCAAAAGUUCGGAGACUCGAAAGAAAAUGUAAAGAAACUAAUUAAUAAGGAAUCAGGAAAACGUAUCCUCGUACCACUGACAAGCUCUAUGUAUGUCCCUGGAACUCUUGAAAACACAAAAUCUGUUUUAGUUAACAUUGGAACUGGUUACUUUGUAGAGAAGGGUCUGAAGGAGGCUGAGGAAUAUUUUGGAAGGAAAGUAGACUUGGUUACAAAACAGCUGGAGCUUCUACAACCUAAGCUAGUUGAAAAACACAAAUUACGACAAGCUGUUCAAGAUAUGUUGAGUGCAAAGGUCCAGGCUCAAGUUCAAGCUCAGUUAGGUGGCAUUCCUGCAAAGACAUAAAAAAUUCCCAUCAACCAAGUGAUUCCUAAACACUUGUGCAAAGAGCAUAUAAGCUGAUGAACUUGCAAAAAACCACAAUAUGACCCUUUUCUUUCAGGGCUGUAUAACGUUGAAUUGACAAUCCUAACCAGGACUUAUACAACACACAAUUUUUUUUAUCAACAGUGUACUAACAAAUACUACAAAUUGAAAACAGGAGCAUUAUGUAAAAGAUGUAUAGUGUUUGUAUGGACUUUGCACUUCUGACUUUCGCUCACAUUUUAACGCUCGCAGUCACUAAGCUUAAGGGUUUCAUUAACAUUUUCAGUAGGAGGGUAAAUGGUUUUCACAGGCAAGCAAAACAGUGUGAAUUAAAAAACCUUUCCUCUAGAUGGUCAAACUAGGUGGACAAAAUCAUCCUAACAGCCGGCCAAUUUGUCCAGUGCCUGGCCCUUAAUGAAACCCCUAAGUCACCAGUCAACAGUGAACCAGCCUGUAAUUUUGGUUUCAAUUUAGGAGUUUUUGUAUUUAUCAUAAUACAGGUGCUGGUCUUGUAAAAGACUUGUUGACAGCCAAUGCUUAGUGAUAUUUUGAUGAUCAACAUAGUACUUAGUCGUAUUUGGUUGACUCAAAAGAUUGCUUCUGCCCAGAUUAUUGAAAUUAUGCCUUAAACAAACUCUUUUUUAUAUCCCUGAAGCUACAAACAAUGAUGAAAUCCAAAGAGACAACAGUUGUACUAGAUCUUUAAUUUAUCUUUAUAUUACAUGCAUAUAUUUUACAAUGCCAUUUAGUUGUAUUUAAAUCUCAGAAUUAGGUUUUAUUUGUCACAACUUAUCAGCUGUAAAAUCAGAAAUUGAGAAUCAAAGUAUAGGAGUCAGAAAUUAAUAAAAUAGAUCUCACUGAUUUGGUUUGCAA